This is a messenger RNA of Thecamonas trahens ATCC 50062, 5848 nucleotides long. RefSeq names its product digestive organ expansion factor. NCBI's taxonomy places the organism in Eukaryota, Apusomonadida, Apusomonadidae. The record is from RefSeq and is a predicted model, not a curated record. The transcript has 3 exons. Bases 227 to 5833 code for a protein of 1868 amino acids. Gene Ontology annotation, biological process: translational initiation; maturation of SSU-rRNA from tricistronic rRNA transcript (SSU-rRNA, 5.8S rRNA, LSU-rRNA). Gene Ontology annotation, cellular component: nucleolus; small-subunit processome. Gene Ontology annotation, molecular function: rRNA binding; U3 snoRNA binding; translation initiation factor activity.
AGGGGAGUAGCGAUCCCAGUAGGACCACACGUUCCUCAACCUCACCUGUGAAGAACUUUGUGUGUACCUCCCCACACACUCGCAACGUGUGUGUGCGUGAGAGUGAGAGCGCGCACCUGUCCGUGUGAGCGUGAUUGUUGGUCGCCUCUCCCUCCCUCCCCUCCCCUCCCAUCCCAUCCCAUCCCAUCCCCUCCUCUGUCCCCUGUACUGGCAGUAUCCGUUGCAUAUGAGUGGCAAGGCUGGUAGUGGCGGAUCAAAACCGUCAUGGGCUUCCGUGGCCGUCGACUCUGUUCUCGAGCCGCAGCUCCCGCCGCCGGGCAUUCCGCAGACAGCCGCGGUCAAGCCGAGUGGUGAGAGUAGCGGCAAGGUCAUGUCGUUGGCAGAUCGCAAGAUGAGGCGACAGAGGAACAAGCGCUCGUCGUGGACUGGCUCCGGCUCGUUUGCGCUCCCGCCGCGGCCGGAUGGCAGCGCCCCGGCCACGCGGUCGGCCACUGGCACACGGGCGGUCGUGACGAAGCGGCCGAGGGCCAACACUGGCGCACUGCCGCUGCCCAAGCUCGACCAGAUGCAGCCGCCGCCUCGCCGCAACGGUCGCGGUGGACGCGGUCGGCGGCGCGACGGGUCGUCUGGUGGCUCGCGUUCGCGCUCGGGCACUCGAUCGCAAUCGGGCUCCAAGUCGCGGACUAAGGUCUCCAACUUUGCUCCUUUUGUGCAUGUCGAGCCGCAAGCGGCAACCUCGCAGUCGCCGUCGCGGUCGAUCUCGGCAUCGCGCUCGCGCUCGCGCUCCAAGUCAAACUCACGGUCGCGGUCGCGACCCGGCCUCGAGGACCACCUUCUGCGGGUGACUGAGGACAACGGCAACGGCGACGACAGUGGCGCGCCGCCGCGCCGCAAGCGAACCAUCUCAUUUUCGUCGCAGCAGAAGCUGAGUCUGGUGUUCAACCCUACGACCGGCAAGACCCGAACAGCAGCGGUCGACGCGCCUGACAGCGAGGCGGUUGACGGCGAGCUGGUCAUCAUCCGGCCCGAGCCGCCGAGCGCCGACGGUGACGCCGCCACCGCCGGUGGAACUGACGACGCCGACGUCGACCUUCAGCUCGCCGCCAGUGAGCAGGCCGAGAUGGCGCUCGCCUUUGAAUGGGAGUUCUGGUUUGACGAGUGCUGCCCCAAGGGCAUCUCCAAGGAGGCGUACGAGGCCUCGAUCAAGUCGUGGGGCACAUUUAGCUCCAUCCAGGGAUUUUGGCGGUACUGGAACAACAUGGUCGACGUCCACUUUCUGCCGACCUACUGCAACCUGCGUAUGUUCAAGGCAGGCAUCAAGCCGCUGUGGGAGGAUCCCGCAAACACCAACGGCGGGCGGUUUGUCAUCCGCUUCCCUGACGGCUCCGGCCGCGAAAUCAUCAAGUGGGUCUGGGCCGAGGUCGUCCUCGCCGUCAUUGGCUCCACCAUUCCACACUGCGAGGAGCUGUGCGGCAUUGUCCUCCAGAUCCGGCCCAAGUACAACUCGAUCGCCAUCUGGACGACCAACGCCUCGGCCAAGGACAAGAUUGCAGAAAUGGAAGCCGUAUUCCCGUCCCUUUUCCGCCUUCCCAAGCGCGUCUCCCUCGCCUACCAGGUCAACCAGACCGCACUCGCCUACAACAAGAACUUUGUUCCGCUCAACAAGCGCUCGGCCCGCCGCCACAACCACGCCGCCGGUGCCGCCGCUGGGCCGAGGACUGGCAAGCGAGCCUCCGUCUCUGGCCCGGUCGUGCGGAGCCGUGGCCUCGGUGACGACUCGACGUCGCCGCCGCCGCGCGGCCGCACUGCCAACUCGCUUGUCCCUCCGGCUCCCCGUGCAGCGUCGAUCUCGCCCAAGCGUGCCAACCCACCGCCGGUCCGCGUCUCCGGCCGCUCGCCAACCAAGCCGGUGGACAUUCCCCGCGAGCUUCCGAUCUCGGUCCCCGCUCCCGCUGAUCCUGUGUCUACAAGCCCGCUAGGCUCGUCGCCGAGCUCGAGCUCGGCGUCUCCCGCCAAGUCCAAGUCGAAGACCAAGGACAAGGACAAGGACAAGGACAAGGACAAGGACAAGGACAAGAAGAAGAAAAAGGACAAGGACAAGGCAAAGUCCAAGACAAAGUCCAAGGCCAAGCCCGCCACGCCAACGGCAGGCACCCCGCGCGCCGACGGUGUGGUGGCUGAGCUGCUAUCGCGCGACAAGCCGCCGUCGGCGGCAGACCUCCGUGCAGCCGCCGGUCUCGACUCGGCCAUUCCGGAGCGAACGUCUUCGCUGGACGCACUGAUGCUGAAGGCGCUAGCGACUCCGGCCUGGAAGACCAAGAAGAAGAAAGAUGUGGCCACCUCGCCUGUGGCUUCACCGUCGGCCCGUCCAUCCGCCUCCGGUACCGCCUCUCCGCUUGCCCGCUCGGCCCGCUCGCUACCCAACAUCACGUCGGCCCGCGACGGCCUUGUCCUCGCAACGUCCUCGUCUAGCACGCUCAACAAGAGCAACAUCGAGGUCGAGCUCGGCGCUGACGACCUCGCGUUUGUCCUUGACGACGCUGUCGCCCCCGCCGAGCACUGGGACCCCGAGGCCGACGACCCCGAAUCGCGCCCGGUCUCGCCGGUCGGCUUCACCCCGCCCUCGGGCGUCUUGGUGGGUGCCGGCUCGCCCGAGCUCCCGGCCGCACCCGACAAGGUCAUCUCGGCGCUGGAAGCGUUGCUUGUCGCCGGCGUCGCCGGCCCACCCGCCGCCGCCCCGUUGCGCACCACCUCGCUGAUGCCGCAGACCCAGACCGUGUCCGAGCCCGAGCCCGAGCCCAAGUCCAAACCUGAGCCCAAGUCCAAACCUGAGCCCAAGUCCAAGCCCAACUCGGCGCCCGAGCCGGUGCCAGACUCGGCGCCCGCGCCAGCAAAGGACGACAAGCCCGCCAAGCCGACAAAGAGCUCGGAGUCUCAAGCCCGAUCAAAGCCGCACGGUGGCAAGCGAAGAAAGGCCAACAAGACUCGCCAUACACCCACCUCGGAUGAGGAGCUGCUGACCAAGACCCAGGGUGCAGCCUCGGGCGUCUCGCCGGCCGUCCUUGCCGGCACAAUCGCCGGCACAAUCGCCACCGCCCUUGUCGCCAUCCAGCAGCGGAAGAGGCAGCGCGAGGAGAAUGAGGCCCAUGAGCUGGCCAUGGACGACGGCUUGGUCGAGGGCCUGUAUCCGAGUGGCGGACAUGGUGCAAAGUCAUCAACACCAUCCAUGUCGUCCAUGCUGCCCAUGGUGGAAAUGGAGCCCAAGCGGAAGAAGCCACGUGGACUCAAGCGCAAGAUCAAGUCCAAGAAGGCCAAGUCCCACAAGGCCGUCGCCAAGAAGGGCUCGGGCAAGAAGUACACCAUUCUCCGCCCGGUAGACUCGGACGACGAGUCAGACCUCUCGUCGUCGGCCUCGGACUCGAGCUCGGAGACCUUCCGAUUUGCGGGGAACGAGACCGGCGAUGGUAAGAGUGGUCGCAAUCGCCUGAUGGGCGAAAGGAUCGGCGGCGGACGGUCGUCGGUCGCCAAGCUCGUCCAGGUCAUCCAGGAUGCGCGGUCAAAGUCGGAGAGCGAGGGCGAGAGCGACGACGACGGUUCCGACGACUCGUUUGAUGUCAACGAUGCCCUAGAUGCGCUCGACGAGCUCAAGGAGCAAGUCGGCGGCGAUCUAUUGGCAACAGACUCGGGCGACGAUGGGUCGGCGAGCGCGUCGGGUGACGACGACGAGGAUGACGCCGCGAUCGAGGCCGCUGUGGUCGGCGCAACAGCAGGUUCCGAGCUUGACGACGACCAGGUCGCGCCCGGCGACGACCAUGACGGUAGUGGCGGCGAGGAUGCUAAUGAUGCUGUCGCCGAGGAUGCGCCUGCAGAGGGUGAUGAGCGGCUGAAGAACAAGUUGCCGGCCGACGACCCGUUCCGCAAGUUUAUCGAGACCGACCUCGUCCACAACGACAUCGAGGACAUGCAAAGGGUGACGGUGCGAAGUGCGAGCGAGGCGCCGGACAAGGACAUGACAUCGCUGGGCAAGAUUCACUACGAUGCAGAUACAGUCGACAUCAAGGCGCUGGCGGCAUGUGAGAUCGGCGUCGACCAUCCGCAGUUUGCUGUCUCGCCCGCCCUUCUCCCGGGCUGGGCCGAGUACACUCAAACUGCGGGCGCGCUGACCGAGGAGCAGCGUGUGGUUCUCGGCACAGUAAGCAGCUACUCGGACAUGCUUGUGGCCUCGCCGGCGCUCGACGACAUCGACGUCCGCGACGAAGUGACCGAUGCAGUCCUGCUUCAUGCGCUCUCGCACGCGGUCAAGGGCUGGCACGGAGUCCGCGCAAACAACGCCAAACUGGCCGCCAAGGCUGCGCGGCGCGAGGCGCGGGCCAAGGCCCGCAAGGCGCGGGCCAAGGCGCGGGCGCUCAACAAGGCCGCGGCCGGGUUCAAGAACUCCGGCUCGGGCUCGGGUUCAGGUUCAGGCUCGGGCAACGCCAACGGCGCCGGCUCCGAUUCGUCCGAUUCCGACUCGUCGUACUCGUCAGACGAGGACUCGGACGACGACGCGCUGCGUGACCAGGGCUACACGCGGGCACGGGUGCUGAUUGUGACGCCGAUGCGGAACCGUGCAAUGCGAAUUGUGCACACGCUGUUGGCGCUGAUGCCGGGCACGUCGGUGAGCGAGGGCAAGAACGUGGUCAAGCUCGACUCGUUCACCAAAGAGUAUGCCGGCGAGCCGGACACAAGCGAGCAGUUUGCGGCCAAGCCGCUCGACUACCAAGAGCUGUUUGACGGCAACACCGAUGACUCGUUUUGCUGUGGCAUCCGGUUCCUGGGGCGGAGCGUGCAGUUGAUGGCGCCGCUGUACUCGGCUGACAUCAUUGUGGCCUCGCCACUCGGGCUUCGUCUGCUGACCAAGACAAGCGAGGACACAACGUCGCGGCGCAACUAUGACUUUCUCUCGUCAAUCGAGCUGCUUGUGGUGGAGAGCGCACACGUGCUGCUGAUGCAGAACUGGGAGCAUCUGACAACAGUGCUCGAGGUGACCAACGCGCCGCUGCUCCGGCCGCGCGAUACGGACUACUCGCGGGUUCGUAACUACUUUUUGGACCUCCUUGCCAAGCACUACCGGCAGACGAUUGUGCUGUCGGCGGUGGCCGCUCCGCAAGUGCUCGCCCUCUUCAACAACGCUUCGCUGUGUGGCAACAACCGGGCCGGGAAGCAGGCGGUCUAUGCGCUGCCGCCCAAGAUCAAGCUCGGCUCCAUCUCGUCGGUCCUCCUCCCGAUCGACCAGGUCUUUGUCCGCAUUCCGCUUGCGCUCUCAGAGCUCGCAUCGGAGCCCGACGUUCGUUUCCAGGCCUUUGUUGAGACCGUCUGGCCCGAGCUGGUCAAGGUCCGCGAAUCGCAGGGCGGAACGGUGGCGAUCUACAUCCCGUCGUACUUUGACUUUGUCCGAGUCCGCAACCACCUCGUGGCCGAGAGCGCCAAGUUUGAGGUCAUCUCCGAGUACUCGACACUCUCACAGGUUGCGCGCGCGCGGUCCAAGUUCUACCAUCACGAGACCCACUUUCUGCUCUUCACCGAGCGCUUCUACUUUUAUCUCCGCUACCGCAUCCGCGGCAUCUCACGCCUGGUCUUCUACGCCCCGCCGACCUUUGCCCGCUUCUAUCCCGAGCUCAUCAACGACAUGGAGUCCGAGUCCGAUCCGCUCGCCACCGCCGCCCUCCUCGCCACCCGCAAGGUCUGGACCCUCUACACCAUCGCCGACAAGCACCGCCUGCUUCCGAUCCUCGGCAGCGGAAACUACAAGGCCGUGACAAAGAGCGCCAAGCGGACCCACCUCUUCGCAUAAAGCAGACAACCAUAG